GACACUUUUGCUCGCGUGCAUGAAAGUGUACGCGGAUGGCAGAUUCACAGGCUCUGCUUCUGCCUGGAGCGCUGGACGAUGCAGCGAGCAUGCGGUGCAUUCGGUGGGCAAUUCUUCCGCAAGCCCUGUGUCAGUUCCAGUCCGAGAAAAAAGUGUCAAUUGUGAGCCGCUUUUCGACUCACCCUGGACUCAAAAUCGGACUUCCUCUGAGCCACCAUUGUCAAAUUGGCCCACAUUUGCUUCCAGCAUGAUGGAGUGACUCUCGCCCUCGGGUACACAGCAUAAUCUCACAGCUUUGACCUUCUGCCUUUCUUGCACAGCGUGGUUUACGGUGUUUUUGUUCAUCUCACUUCUUCCGUUCACAGCUGCCAACUGGACAGCGAAAUGCUCGAAAGAUUGUCCUGACCCAGCUCUCGACGGUGCCCAGUUCCGACUCUCUUCCCAUUUCAAACAUCGUUAACGUGGGGAUGAUCGAAUGAACAACGAUUGCAAGCUACAUCUCAAAUCAACAGACUUAUGAAUGACCUCACAUGAUAAAGCGAUUGGCAAUCACAGUAGUCACAUGACGACAUGUCCUGGACAUUUGCCUCUCAUAGUUGUUUAGCCAGAAACAGUAACAGCAAAAAUUGAUACUGAGCGAGCGGAGAUUGCAAUUAUUCGAAAGUGGUCAAGUCAUGCAACAUGGGCUCUUGGAAUGAUUUGGAUGAGGGGAUAGAUUAGAAGAAAUCUCAUGAGCUGAACGGUUUUUGUGGAAACAAGUUCCUGGAAACAGAAUCUCCAAGUUGGGCUUCGACGCUGGUUUGAGAAGACAUGAUAGGUCAGAUUGAUGCCACUGCUUUAUGUGCAUGCUCGUUGACGAAAUUCACACCGCCGUGUGCGCCGUUGAAGGACUUUAAAGAGAAUGGCUGAUCUGAGUCCAAUCCGAACUACAACACUAGUGCCAGGAUUAUAAUUGGCCAUAACUUCACAGCCCUCGUCGAUGGCGGCUUGUGAGUCGGUAUCGGAGAAUCACUCGAUACAUUGAACUUAACGACAUAUAUUCAUCCUUUCGACCCCAUCGUAGAAUCUUACAAGAUGCCUUUGGCCAUCAGUUCUUCCACUACUGGAUCCCAUGACUCAAUCAUUGGCAUCGACACUUUAGAUGCCGAUGUUUACAGAUUGAGUCAAGUGAGUCGGAACCUUCGCAAGUCCAGGUCCAGAUCCAGAACCAAGAAGGGCAGGCUGAACAAAUUUGUCAGAGAUGUUGGAAAAGCAGGAAGAGACAUGAUGAGAGGUCAUCAGGAUGUUCACACGGACACAGAACUCAGUGAUGCUUCCUCUAGUAGCUGCAGGUUGUGCAAGAGACCAGACAUGACAAGCGCAAGCUGCAGUCACCAGCAUGAUAGUUUAAGCAGAAAAGCUAGCAUAGACUCGGCCUCGAGUCAAAAUUUUCUCGCAGACACCACCCACAAAUGUCGACCUGGUUGGACCGAAGAGAGUGGUCGAUGGAUUUUUGGUCGAGUCAUUGAUCCUCGUACCAGGCAAGUGCAGAUGUGGAAUCGGGUGUUUCUGAUAACAUGUCUUGUGGCCGCAGCCAUCGACCCUUUGUUUCUGUAUGUCCUCUCGGUCCACAUGGAGCUUGCCUGCAUCUAUGCGAACAAGAAUUUUGCUAUAACAGUCACCAUCAUCCGAGCUUUCAUCGACAUUAUGUACCUGUGUCAUAUGUACAUACAGCUGAAACUAGCCUACGUUUCCAAGGAAUCUCUGGUUCUUGGAACAGGUCUGCUGGUCUGGGAUGCACGCCAAAUAGCAAGAAAUUAUGUGUGCAACACAUGGGCUUUCAUGUUCGAUGUCUUCGUCAUCCUUCCCAUCCCGCAGUUUCUCUUCUGGUUAGUGGUACCAGCUAUCAUUACCAGUGGUGUGCGAGUUUCAGUGUUGUUAGGAGUGGUUCUGGCGGUCUUCUUGUUUCAGUACAUUCCGAGGGUAAUUCACAUGGUUGUGCUCAUCAAGCGCAUGCAGCAUGUCACAGGUUACGUCUUUGGAACAGCUUGGUGGGGCUUUGCUCUCAAUCUGAUAGCAUACUUUGUUGCUGCCCAUAUAGCUGGGGCUAUAUGGUACCUUCUUACAGUCAACGAGAUGGAACAAUGUGCAAUGGAACGCUGUUGGUCCAUGGAGAAUUGCCACACGAAAUACUUUGGUUGUCCGAAGGCCUUAUCAUACGGGGACCAACCACUCCUUGAGGAUCUGAAGAGAGCAUCAUUCGCAAGCGAUGAGUAUUUGCAGAGAGACUGCUUACGCAAUGGUGGGCGUUACAAUUUUGGUAUUUAUCAUCAUGCAGUGCCUUUGCCAGGGCAGGCUAAAUGGCUCGACAAAUUUUUGUACCCGCUGUUUUGGGGCUUGAUGACGUUGAGCUCCUUCGGCAAUGCUCUGGUACCAGGGAAUGAACGGCUGGAAUUGUCCUUCAGUAUAUUUGUCAUAACGUGUGGAUUGCUUCUCUUUAUGCUUCUUAUUGGAAACAUUCAGGUUUUCCUCCAUUCAAUCACUGCGAGGAAGGAAAUGAUGCAACUGCGCAUCAGAGAUAUAGAGUGGUGGAUGAGAAGGCGACAGCUGCCAUCUCGAUUACGACAGCGUGUAAGGCACUAUGAACGUCAGCGUUGGGCUGCUACAAGAGGAGUGGAUGAAACCUCUAUGGUCGCUGACCUUCCGGAAGGCCUUCGUCGUGAUAUAAAGAGACACCUCUGCUUAGAUUUGGUUCGCCAGGUGCCACUUUUCGAGCAUAUGGAUGAACUAGUUUUGGACAACGUUUGUGAGAGAUUAACAGCUCACCUGUUCAUCAAGGGUGAGAUGGUGCUAAGAGAAGGAGAUCCAGUAAUGCGGAUGCUGUUUCUCGUAAGAGGUCACUUUCAAAGUUCAUACCAGCUGAAGAACAACCAGUCCAGUUACACCCUCCUGGGACCUGGCAACUUUUGUGGAGAUGAACUCCUGUCUUGGUGUUUGAGAAAAACUCCUGUCGAUCGGUUACCCCCUUCAACCGCGACAUUGAUAGCUUUAGAUUCGGCUGAGGUAUUUUCGUUAGAGGCCAGAGAUUUGAAGUUUGUAGUCCAACACUUUCGUUACAAAUUUGAAGACGAGAAGAUGAAGCGUACACUGAGAUUCUACUCAUCCGGGUGGAGAAUGUGGGCUGCUGUAACUAUUCAACUUGCUUGGAGACGAUGUAAAGCUAGAAGGACGGCCAAAGAUGGCUACACGCUACCAUGUGCAUCUCUGUUCUCUGUGCCGGCCUCUUACAUCAACAUGGCCGACUCUGAAGCGGCCAUGAGGAAUAACCGCCUAAGAUUCUUUACAGCUAUGAUCACAUCCCCAAAACCUUCUACUCAUCUUGAGUAGAAAGGGAUCCAAUUCUCUAUACACUGUAAAUUUCCAAGCUUGGGCAUUUGUCUCAAGGUUACCUGAAGGCUCCUACGUUCCUGGCCACAUUGAUAUGGACAUCUCAGAUUUCGACCGACAUUAAGUUCGUGUGUAAUGUAUAUAUCUUCAGUUCUCAAGUUUUAAUUUCCCUUUUUUUAUUCUCGGAGAAAUCUGGGAACAAUAACAUCUGUUCAUCGAGGAAUUUCUUUGCACUUCAAAAUUGCCC
Molecule: messenger RNA, 3613 nt
Organism: Marchantia polymorpha subsp. ruderalis
Lineage: Eukaryota; Viridiplantae; Streptophyta; Marchantiopsida; Marchantiales; Marchantiaceae
Source: the annotation of a GenBank genome assembly